Messenger RNA from Alligator mississippiensis (American alligator), 771 nucleotides. RefSeq lists its product as uncharacterized. The record is from RefSeq and is a predicted model, not a curated record. Gene Ontology annotation, molecular function: nucleic acid binding; RNA-DNA hybrid ribonuclease activity. The coding region runs from base 55 to 771 and encodes 238 amino acids. Lineage: Eukaryota; Metazoa; Chordata; Crocodylia; Alligatoridae. The transcript has a single exon.
UUCUGCCAGUUAAAGCAGGCUCUCAUUGAAGCACCCGCCUUAGGACUACCGGACAUGAGUGAGCCUUUUUCCCUUUUUGUGCAUGACCGAGGUGGGGUAGCCGUGGGAGUCUUAACACAGAAAUUGGGUAGCUGGCAACGACCAGUGGCAUAUUUUUCAAAAAAAUUAGACUUUGUGUCAUGUGGAUGGCCUGCUUGUCUCCGGGCUGUUGCUGCUACCUGUCUGCUAAUACAAGAAGCUGAAAAAUUAACCCUAGGCCAUGAAAUGAUUGUAUAUAUUCCUCAUGCAGUACUUACAGUCUUGGAACAGAAAGGAGGGAACUGGUUAACUCCAGGACGAAUGGCUCGAUAUCAGGCCAUCCUCCUAGAUAAGCCUGAAAUAAAAUUAGCCAUUUCUUGCAAUGUAAAUCCAGCAACACUGUUGCCAUCUAUGGGUGACACACCAGAUCUUGUGCAUGACUGUUUGCAAACAUUGGAAACUGUUUAUUCUUCAAGACCAAAUUUGAGAGACAGACCUCUUGAAAAAGCUGACCUGGAGUUCUACACUGAUGGCAGCUCGAGUAUAGAGAAUGGAAUUCGAAAAUCUGGAUACGCUAUCGUGACUACACAGAAUGUGAUAGAAGCAGGACCUUUAAACCCAUCUGUUUCAGCUCAAAAGGCUGAACUCAUUGCUAUGACUCGGGCUUUGCAAUUGGCAGCCAACAAAACUGUCAAUAUUUAUACUGACUCUAAAUAUGUUUUCCUUGUUUUACAUGCUCACGGAGCGCUAUAG